UUGGACUUCGCCCUCCUCUUCAGUUUGGACUCCUUAAAUCCCUCCUGCCCGAGCUCCUCCCUGCGCUGCUCAUAGACAGGGUAGUGUAUGGGACUACUAGCUCAGUUUACAGAUGGAGAAACUGAGACUCGACAAGGCUAAACCACCUGUCCAAGGUGCCCAGGGCUGUCCGGCCCCACAACCGGGCUCUGGACCCCAACUGGACAGCUGUCCUGUGGGCAGGAACCAGCCCUCUGCGAGAAGCAAAACACACCGUAGACUUUACGAGAUCCAGGGUGUCGGUUCCGCUCCCCGAAUGAGGUAAGAUGCGGGCUGAGGUCUCGUUCGUCCAUGACUCGGAUCCGGUGCCAGUCUCCCCAUCUUCUCCACAGAGGCGGUUCUGCUCCUCCUACGAACGAAGAGCCACGCCCCCACCCACUUCCGCCUCCGCGCGAGGCUUUAUGGCCUCAGCGGCCUCCGUAGCUCCACCCACUAGGGGAUCGGCCCUAGAGCACGGGCCUGCCUUCGACCGGCAUGAAGCCGCCGCAGCGGCGGCGAACCGUCCCGGCGCGCUAUCUGGGCGAAGUGACCGGCCCCGCGGCCUGGAGCGCCCGUGAGAAGCGACAGCUACUGCGACUGCUGCAGGCGCGGCGGGGCCAGCCGGAGCCGGAUGCCGCUGAGCUGGCCAGGGAGCUGCCCGGCCGGAGCAAGGUUGAGAUCCGGGACUUCCUCCAGCAGCUCAAGGGCCGUGUGGCCCGGGAGGCCAUUCGGAGGGUGCAUCCAGGUGGUGGUCCAAGGCGCCGGGAGGCACAGACCCCUGCCCCCAUAGAGAUAUGGAUGGAUCUGGCUGAGAAGAUAACAGGCCCGCUGGAGGAAGCCCUGACAGUGGCUUUCUCGCAGGUGCUCACCAUCGCGGCCACAGAACCGCUCAGCCUCCUGCACUCCAAGCCCCCCAAGCCCACGCGGGCCCGAGGAAAGCCACUACUAUUGAGCGUCCAGGGAGUGCAGGAGGACCCCACCCCUGAGGCUCCUGGCCCCGCCCCUGAGGCUUCUGGCCCCACCCCUGAGACUCCUGGGCCCGCCCCUGAGGCUUCUGGCCCCACCCCUGAGGCUUCUGGGCCCGCCCCUGAGGCUUCUGGGCCCGCCCCCGAGUCAUCUUCCGGGUCCCUGGCUGGCCGGUCCACCGAGGGAGACUUCACCGUGGACUUUGAGAAGAUUUACAAGUACCUGUCCUCCUUCUCCCGCAGUGGCCAUGGUCCUGAGCUCUCAGCAGCUGAAUCGGCUGUGGUUGUUGACCUGCUCAUGUCGCUUCCAGAGGAGCUGCCCCACCUGCCCUGCACGGCCCUGGUGGAACAUAUGGCAGAAACAUACCGACACCUGACUGCCCCUGAGCCCAGUCCUGCUGGAGGGAACCCGGGGCCUGGGGCUGAGGGUGAUAGGACUGGUGCCAGGGGCCCAGAGGAGCCCGGCCAGGCCACCGCCCACUCCUCUGAGAAGGCAGGGCCCAGCAAACUGAGAUCACCCUGGCAAGCAGCUGGGAUCUGCCCCCUGAACCCGUUCCUGGUGCCCCUGGAGCUCCUGGGCAGGGCGGCCACCCCUGCUAGGUGAGGGGCAGUGGCCACACCAGGCAUCCCCAUCUGGCCCUCAGUUCUGCUCGGCUGGCACUAGGUUGUCCUGAAGAUCCAGUCAUGGUAGAAGGUCCCUGAGACAGUGCUCAGAUGUGUGGGGUGACCCUCUAAGAUGUUCCAUAUGUCGGGAGUCUCCGAAAUGGAACCCCAGCUUUAAGGGGUUUGUUGGGGCAGCCAGGCGGCUGGGUUAACGGAGAAUGGGGGACAAGGGGACUCCAUGCACAAGCACUCUGACCUCCUGGACAGGUGGACAGGCAGGCAGAUGGGUGGGGCUGGCCUCCUCAUUUCCCCAAGCCCAGUUGUGCCUUGUUCUCUGCUGGGGGCAGUGGGGGACAUGGCUGGCACCAAGCACCAUAAACCCCCUUGCAUGGGGCCCCUGUUGCCUAGGCUUCCAUUUUUUCUGGUGCCCCCUUUCUUGCACCUCAGGGACCCGCAUUGCCUGGCUCUCUGCAACGGACCUGUCCCCAGUCUCCCCACCCUGCCAGCUCCCUGCCCCUUCCCCGGGCUAUCCCAUGACUGUGAAUAAAGGUCUCGCCAACCUGC
This is a messenger RNA of Microcebus murinus (gray mouse lemur), 2150 nucleotides long. RefSeq names its product small nuclear RNA activating complex polypeptide 2 (gene SNAPC2). Gene Ontology annotation, molecular function: RNA polymerase II general transcription initiation factor activity. Gene Ontology annotation, biological process: snRNA transcription. Lineage: Eukaryota; Metazoa; Chordata; Mammalia; Primates; Cheirogaleidae. The record is from RefSeq and is a predicted model, not a curated record. Gene Ontology annotation, cellular component: nuclear body.